Messenger RNA from Talaromyces rugulosus, 1479 nucleotides. RefSeq lists its product as uncharacterized. NCBI's taxonomy places the organism in Eukaryota, Fungi, Ascomycota, Eurotiomycetes, Eurotiales, Trichocomaceae. Bases 1 to 1479 code for a protein of 492 amino acids. The record is from RefSeq and is a predicted model, not a curated record. The transcript has 4 exons.
AUGGAACAGUCAUCAGAAGACGAACUGGAGUCAAAACAACAGCGCAAGGUGCAAAAACAUGUCCAGGUACAGGAAAAUGUUCCACAGGAGCCAAAAUACGAUGCGUUGCAAUACGCCCUGUUUCUGUGCUACGGGCAUUGUACAUCUACAAAAGCAGACCACAAACGAAAUAAUAAACGCAGCACUAGGCUAUUAGUUCUAGAUGAAGCCGUAACACCGGACUUUGAACACUUAAUUCAGACUCUAUCUUCUAAAAGCCCGGCUGACGGUGGCGCUCAUAUACGUGUUGUAUUAAUGAAUCUAGAUGCCGGUAUUUUCUUGGAGGAUCGAAACCGGACAUACGCCCUCUUUGAAAAAUACUGGGCCAUUGACAUGCAAGAUAUUUCUCUGCUAUCCUCACAGCUCGUCUACCAUAGCCAGACGAUCAAUAAUGGUGGCCAAACAUACUUGGAGAUAUGCUACAAUGUCAGCGAAUAUCUCUCAUACGACGAAGACAACAUCUUAUCACCAGAGAGCAGUUUGACGUUAAAUGUGAGCAAACCGGGAGACAUGCGGCUUUACCACGAGUAUGAGCCUCUUUACUUUAGGUAUAACACAACAACUGGCCAAACAACAUACGUAUUGCCGAAUGCCACUCUUGAGCACCGCAACCUUCUCAAUAGCAUUGGUCUGACUCUCUCUAAAUCCCCCCCCAAAAUGCAUCCAUUCACGUUGCACACCGUCAUCUUGUCACAGACCAUAUCUGCUCGUAGCAAAGAGAUCGAUGAUCUUUACCGGCGGCUUCUAUGGAUCGAACACCAAAUUUAUCAGGGAUCAAUCUUCCAGGAUACGAACUCAGAGAGGUUCACACGCUAUAUACAGCUAUCACACAAAUUAUCACGCAAUCUCAUCACACUUGAACACCGAACUCAACGCGAUCGGUCCCAUAUCGACCGACUUCUACGCGAUCUCGAUCGCUUAUGGAAACUAGCAAACAAACACCGUCCUAAGAAAUCCGACGACUCCUAUAUCGACAUCUCGAUCCACGAACGUGUACGAGAUUCUCUCUUGUGCCUCAAGGACUCAGCCUUGGACCGGGAACGGCAGAUUAUCAACUUGCAGCGCAAGACCCAGAUCUUUGUAGCCCUGUUAUACAACCUGAUCACCGGGCACGACAGCGCCAUUAAUCUGCGCAUUGCCUCGGAGACAGCAAAUGUCUCACACGAAGCAAAAAAGGACAGUACAUCGAUGAAGAUUAUUGCCAGCGUGACUAUGUUUUACCUACCGGCCACGUUUGUAUGCAGUCUGUUCGGCACCAAUUUUGUCGCGUUGGAUACAAAUGGCCCGUCAGAUCCGAAUUUUGUUGUUUCCAAAUUUUGGUGGGUAUAUCUAGCCUUUGCCAUUCCGUUGACUGGGUUCACCGUGUUUUGUUUCUGGCUCUGGCGUCGAUGGCGUGGAGGCCAUCUGCUACGAGCUGAACGAGAGAAAUAUACUGUUUAA